Molecule: messenger RNA, 851 nt
Organism: Cryptomeria japonica (Japanese cedar)
Lineage: Eukaryota; Viridiplantae; Streptophyta; Pinopsida; Cupressales; Cupressaceae
Product: expansin-A10
Exons: 3
Coding region: 1-777 (258 amino acids)
Biological process (GO): plant-type cell wall organization
Cellular component (GO): extracellular region
Source: RefSeq, a predicted model, not a curated record
AUGGCAAGCCCAAAAGUUUCUUCAUUCUUUUCAGCCUUCAUUAUUAGUACAUGUCUGCUUAGAACAGCAAACGCCAUACCCAAAAGGUGGUUCCAUGCUCAUGCUACAUUUUAUGGAGACAAAAAAGGCUCAGAUGGGAGUUUUGGAGGAGCUUGUGGGUACAACAAAUAUUUUCAACAAGACUAUGGAAUAGCCAAUACAGCUCUAAGCACAGCACUGUUCAAAGGAGGCCUGGCAUGCGGAGGUUGCUUUAGGAUAAAAUGCAAUGUGAAACUGGACAGACAGUGGUGUGUAAGGGGCAAUCCUUCAAUAAUAGUCACAGCUACAAACUUUUGUCCUCCCAACAAUUCACUUCCCAAUAACAAUGGAGGAUGGUGUAACCCUCCUCUCAGACAUUUUGAUAUGUCACAGCCAGCUUUUAAGUACAUUGCCUAUUACAAGGCAGGCAUUGUCCCAGUCUUAUACAAAAGAGUACCAUGUAGAAGGAAAGGUGGAAUACAGUUUACCAUCACUGGUAAUCCAUAUUUCAAUCUAAUACUUGUAGCCAAUGUUGGAGGAGCUGGAGAAGUUUAUGGGGUAUGGAUCAAGGGGUCUAAGACAAGCAAAUGGGAGAAGACAAGGAGGAACUGGGGCCAACAUUGGGAAACUGAUAAUAACUACACAGGCCAGAGCUUAUCCUUUAUAGUCAUGACCAGUGAUAGGAAAUCCGUAGCUUCCUAUAAUGUGGCUCCCUCCAACUGGCAAUAUGGUCAGACAUAUAUUGGCAAACAGUUUUGAACUUCAUAUGUGUAUGAAUUAUAAUGUGCUCAACAAUGCUUAAAAGCAUUGGCUUCGGCUUAACAUGAAUGCCA